Molecule: messenger RNA, 1467 nt
Organism: Penaeus vannamei (Pacific white shrimp)
Lineage: Eukaryota; Metazoa; Arthropoda; Malacostraca; Decapoda; Penaeidae
Source: RefSeq, a predicted model, not a curated record
AUGUCGUCGCGGGCGCGCCAGCUGCACCAAAUGAAUGUAAUCGCGGGAUUUCUGUUUUUGUCCUUUGCUCUGCUGGCGUGGGGGGGGAGCUCCUCUUCCGGCCGCGACCAAGACCUGGAGGGGCCGAAUGCUGACAUCACUUUUGACAUGAUAGUCCACAAAGACGGGUCGGUCGAGUGCAUAGACGGCUGCGAUGAGCGUGGUAAACUGGCUGCCGAAUUCGUGAGGGGACUGCUGAAGACCGGGUCUUUGCCUUGUUCUGAGGAAGAUCUGGCGUCUGGUACUUGUCUGAUUACUGAGGAGGGGGAGGCGGAAACAGAAUCACCGUCAGUUGAGACUGUUCCGAAACCAAGUGAACCGCAAUCAACUGAAGGAGAGGGCGGUACUCCCUCUGCGUCGAAGGUGGCAGUCACUGAACCCCCCUCUAAUGAGACAAAGACAGACACUGAAACUCCCACUCCCUCUGCAUCGAAGGUGGCAGUCACUAAACCCCCCUCUAACGAGACAGAGAAAGACACAGACAUUCCCUCCCAGAUGAAGUGGGCAGUCACUGAACCCCCCUCUAACGAGACACAGACAGACACUGAAACUCUCUCCCCAGUAAAGGAGGCAGUCACUAAAUGCCCCUCUAACGAGACAGAGACAGACACUGAAACUCUCUCCCCAGUAAAGGUGGCAGUCACUGAUGAAUGCCCCUCUAACGAGACAGAGACAGACACUGAAACUCUCUCCCCAAUAAAGGUGGCAGUCACUGAUGAAUGCCCCUUUAACGAGACAGAGACAGACACUGAAUCCCCCGAGGAAAAGGAGACAGACACUGAAUCCCCCGAGGAAAAGGAGGCAGACACUGAAAUCCCCGAGAAAAGGAGCAGACACUGGAUCCCCCGAGGAAAGGAGGAAAAGGAGGCAGACACUGGAUCCCCCGAGGAAAAGGAGACAGACACUGGAUCCCCCGAGGAAAAGGAGACAGACACUGGAUCCCCCGAGGAAAAGGAGACGCAGGCGGCAAGUGCGACUGGAACAGGGCGGAAGCUGCGCUCCGGAGCUAGGCCGCCCCGCGCGCAAGGAACGCCACUGUGGAAGGGAGACGGCUUAUUCUUCGUCGAGGUCGAACCGAAGAAGAAAGGUGGAGAUGUCCCGGUUGAUGAUGAGGAUCCCGCGGAAAUUGAGAACGAAUCUGAGGACGAAUCUGUGUGGUUCGACGACGAUGUCCAGCCCGACGACGACCCCCAGGCUUUCGACGACCAGCAGGAGGUCAGCGAGGACAGGUGGGCGUUGUCCUGGGGUGUCGCUGACGUGAGGUAUGACGACCUCUCCGACAGCGACUGGGACGAGGGCGAAGACCGCUGGGAACCUCAGCCGUCCUUAGCGAUCACAGAUGACACGGAUGGGGAUGACAACACUGACUUCGAGAUCGACCCUCGUCUUGAGUCUGACGUCGAAUCAGGGGACGGCUAUGACUCCUAG